Molecule: messenger RNA, 133 nt
Organism: Acaulospora morrowiae
Lineage: Eukaryota; Fungi; Glomeromycota; Glomeromycetes; Diversisporales; Acaulosporaceae
Source: the annotation of a GenBank genome assembly
GUGUAUUCAGCAAAUGAAAUGGAGUUAAUGGGAUCACAAGAAUUUUCAGAGCUUGAAAACAUACCUAAUAUUCCUGUUAGUGUUCGUGAAGCUGCACUUGCUCAAUCAGCAUCGAUUAAUAUUGGUGUUCAUU